Molecule: messenger RNA, 1607 nt
Organism: Ciona intestinalis (vase tunicate)
Lineage: Eukaryota; Metazoa; Chordata; Ascidiacea; Phlebobranchia; Cionidae
Source: RefSeq, a predicted model, not a curated record
CAAGUAUUCGUGUCAUAAACGUAAUGGAAAACUACAAAACUGACAGUUUACCAACACAUAGUGCACUGUAUCUACAUUCUAAACGAUACGAAAUCACUUCAAUUAAAAAAAAACAUGGUUUAUGAAGCGCGUUAAUUAUUCGGGUGCCGGUAAUUUCGAGUUCCUGUGUUUUAAGAUCAUACUUGUGUGUUGUGAUAUACUAUAGUUAUCAGUUGGGGUAAAACAGGAUAUGUUUUCAUUCUCUUUUAUUGUCCCAUUUUGAUAGUAAACGAAGAAUAUUUACAGAAUUAUGUAACCGUAGCCACCAACUCUUAAACAACGUAGUUAAUUGUUAAACACGCGAUUAGGGAAUUUUGGAUUAUGUAUACUAACGGUAUCCCAUCUUACCCCACAGAACUAUAUGUUCGUUUAUUAAUCAGGUGAGGGUUUUAAAAGUUACAGAACUUCAAAAGAAACACUUAGCUAUACUUGCAAUAGCAACAAAGAUGGCGUAUUAAUCUAUCAACACUUCAUAUGGUGAUGGCCUGGUAUCAUACGUAACAUAAUGAAUCAUAUAAUAUGCAUGAAACAUACAUCGAAGAAAUAUACAUAGCAUAUACAUCAUCAGUGUUAAGCAAAUUCAUCCAAACAUGGAAGCGUUGAGUCUUAUAUUACUUGGACUAAUAUGGGUUAGAGAUGUAAUGGCUCGGACUUGUCCGGUUCGCGAUGUGUACGAAACACAAGAUGUUGUUGAAGUUAAUGGAUACAAUUGGGGGACUUGUGAAUGGAAAUUUCAUUUAAACAAAGAUCAAGCCCUUGUUAUAAAUAUAACACAAGUUAAACAGGUUUUCUCUUUUGGUGACAGAUACAUUGAACUACCAAAUGGAACCCAAAUAAAUAGUGAGAAAUCUUGUCUUGUGUUCAAACAUGAAUUCGCACCAACAACGUGUUCAUUCAACGUUCCUUACUGCUACAAAUCACAUACCAACUGGACAGGGUUAAUACCCGUCCUAAAGAGCAGGCGUUUAGAUUUUACGGCCAGUUAUCAAAUUAUAAACUGCACUUACACAGAAAGAUCCACACCCAGUCCUAGCAUGGUAACGAGUCUAACUACCGGUUCAACAUUGAAUGCAAUGCAAUCUUCAAGCAGCAAUGCCGGUGUAAUAGCUGGUGCAACUAUCGGCGGUCUACUGUUUAUUGUCUUAGUUAUUGUUGGGGUUUGCUUCAUAUACAGGCACAAAGUAAAUGAUACACCUAACACACCAAUCUACGAGGACCCUGGACAUGUUUACGCUUGUGCUACUGACGCAUAUACUCUUGCUGGUGACGCCUACAAUCCUGCUUGUGAUGUAACACAGCGUGCUGAUUGGUUACGUGAGGACGAGGGGCAUUACGGUACAGUUGAUAACUGCUUGUACAACGAAAGCGAGGUUAAGGUGACAGUUCAAAACCAGUUGUACCAUAGCGAAGGACCUAUUGCGAGUCCCACGACGGAAAAACAAAGCAGUAACUACUUACAACCGAUUGCUACAAAACAACCAGCGUAUUUGGACUUGGAAAAUUAUUCAAAAGCUUAAACAAGUGGAAAUUUUGUGUUUUUAUAAAACAUUAAUAAACUUGAAAACUUA